ACUAUGACAACAGAAAGGCAGAGUUUCAGUGUUGACUUAGACUUUCUAAAUGACAGGCUGUUUAACCGAGUUCAGUGCUACAGUGCAGAAUUUAAAGAGUUUAGCUCGCGCUCGGGCGGCAGAUAUUCCACUGCGCCCCCUGCUAUAUGCGAGUGGAACUGCAGCCGCGGCCGCAGGAGUUUAUUAUUAUAUUAUGAAGCGUGGCGACGGGGAGAAAACAGCGGACACAACUCUCACCGAGGACCCAGUACAGACCCAGCUCUCUGCAGUAGAUGUUUCUUUGCUGGAUCCAGGCUUGAUGUCUGAUGUGGAUGGAGUCCGUGUCACACAGACUGACAGCGGUGUCCCUCAGGAGUCUCUUAGCGAGGCUGGGGAGAAGAAUCAGAAGGUGGAGGUGUCCAGUGCUCCGGUGCACAGUGAGAGGUCCAACCUGGAAGACAGAGUGAGGGAGUUGGAGGAACUGCUUUGUGAGGCACACAGAGAGUGUGAGAGAAAAACCAAGGAGUGUGAGCGGGAGCAGGAGGCUCACAAUAUAAUGAAGUUACAGUACGAUGAAAUGAAGGAAACAUCACAUAAUGCGGCAUCACUAAAGGUCUCUCUGGCUGAAACUGAAAGGAAAUAUGAGCAGGUGAUGGAGUCCAAUGCUCAGCUGAAGAAUGAGAACUCUGACCUGGUGUCAAAGGUGAACACACUGCAAGACUCAUUGCAGGAUUUGGGCAUCCUGCUCUCUGAGACACACACGGAGUGUGCUGAGGCAGUGAGGUCAUAUGAGUCGGAGCUGAACCUUCGCAAAUAUGUGCAGUCCGAGUACGAUAAGAGGGAGGAAAACUGUAGUAAGAAAAUCAGCACACUAAGGGUCACGCUUGCUGCAGCUGAUAAGCAAUACGAGCAGGCGAUGGAGUCCAUUGCUCAGCUGGAGAAGGAGAACUCCAAGCUGAUGUCCGACGUGAAGACACUGCAAGACUCGAUGCUGGAGUUGGACGAAGAGCUAUCUGUGACCCGGAUAAGGUGUAAUGAGAUAACAAGAGAGUGUGAGGGAAAAACCUGGGAGUUGGGCAUGCUGCAGUCUGAUUGCAAUGACAUGAAGGAAACUUUACUAAAGGAGUGUGAGAAAGACCCGGAGGUUCACCGUAUGCUGCUGUCACAAAACGAUGAGUUGAAGAAGUUGUUAAAUCAGAAGGAGGAGUUACUUAAGGUCUCUCUGGCUGAAGCUGAGAGGAAAUGUGAGCAGGCGAUGGAGCACAAUGCUCAGCUGGAGAAUGAGAACUCCAACCUGAUGUCCCAGGUGAAUACACUGCAAGGUUCAGUUCAGCAGCUGGAGGAAGAGGUCUCUGAGACACACAGGAAGUGUGAAGAGAUAAAGAGAGAGUAUGAGCGGGAGGCGCAGUGCAAAGAGAUGAGGGCAACUUUAGAACAGUGCAAUGUGUUACUAAAGGAGUGUGCGCGAGAGAGGGAAGCUCACAGUGUCCUGAAGUUGCAGCACUCUCAAGUGACUUUAACACACACUGAGGAGUCACUAAAGGUCUCUUUAGCUGAAGCCGAGAGGAAAUAUGAGCAGGCAAAGGAGACCAACACUCGUGUGGAGAAUGAGAAGUCGGUUCUGGUGUCCAAGGUGAACCAACUGCAAGACACAGUGCGGGGGUUGACUACACUGCUCGCUCAGACAUACAAGAAGUGUACUAAGGCACUGAGUGUGUGUGCCAUAGCGAAAGGCGUUGCUGAUUUUGUGGAGUCCGAGGCCACAAAGCGGGUGACGUUUUUAAUUCAGACAAAAAAAUCACUUGAGGUCGCUCUAGCUGAAGCUGAGCAGAAAUUUGAGAGGGCAAAGGCAGAAAUUACUCAGCUGGAAAAUAAUAAGGCUGAAAUAGAAUCUAAUAUACGUACAUUGCUAGACAUGGCGAGUGACUCAGCGGAACAGCUUUGUGAGACCAGGAGAAGGUGUGAUGAGGUCACAAGGGAGUGUGUGCAAAAAACUCGGGAUUUGAGGAAGCUAGAGUCCAAGUGGAAUUUGUUGAAUGAAACUGUACUAAAGGAUUAUGAGGCAGGGUGUGUAGCUCACGGUGUCCUGAGGGUGCAGUACAAUGAGCUGAAGGAACAGCAUGAGGAGUUACUAAAGGAGUGUGAGAGAGAGAGGGAGGCCCAUAGUGUCCUGAAGUCUCAGUAUGAUCAGAUGAAGGAAACUUCAAUGCAGUCAAAUGCUCAGCUGGAGAACGAGAAAUCAGACCUGAUGUACCACGUGCAUAAACUGGGAGGCAGAGUGCAGCAGCUGGAGGAACUGCUGUAUGAGGCAGACAUGAUAUGUGGUGCUAUAAAGCAGGAGUGUAAGCGUGAGCGGGAAGCUCACAGUGACCUGAAGGUGCCGUAUGAUGAAAUGAAGGAAACUCAAUCACACAACAAGGAGUCACUAAAAGUCACUGUGGCUGAAGCUGAAGAGAAAUAUGGGCCAGCGAUCGAGUCCAGUGCUCAGCUGGACAAUGAGAAGUCUGACCUGAUGUCCCAGGUCACACAACCCUUUGAUGUUGGGGAACUUUUGUUGAUGGAUCUGAUUGGGAAACUUGUUCUCACAGACCGUGACCAUCAGUACAUAUGCGUAAUGAUUGAUUACUUAACCGAAUGACCACAGGCUUAUCCACUUCGUUGUGUAUGCAGAGGUCACACACUGCAUUAUUAUUUAUUUAUUUUUAAUCAGUUUGAGGCACCAAAGUGCAUACUCGCUGACCAAGGAAGGGAGUCUGUUAAUCAGGUAAGUUAAAGCUGUACCAUACCAUAUAGUAAUAGCAUAUACAGAUGGUAAAUGGUACACCAUACUUUUUUUUUUCUAUAAAUCUACUAUAAUUAAAAAUAACAUUAUGAUUGUAAUAACAAUUUAACCAGAGUUUGUGCCCGUCGUAUCAUCCCCAGGCUAAUUGUCUUGUCAAAAGCAUGAAUGGGACAAUACAGAGGUGCUAAAUAUUGUGUAUAUAUCCAGGUUUAUAUAAAGGUACUUAAAAGGUAUACUAUGUAACUUUUUUUUUGUUCAAAAUAAAUGAAAUUUAAAUAAUGUACAUCAUAAAUCCAUCUUACAAACCGUGUUUUUGUCUUACUCUGAUUCAGUAAGUUAAACCUAUUAUAAGUAUUUACAUGUUAGACCCGUCGAGAUGGAUUUUGCAGGAAAUUGCGUACAUACGUCAUUCGCCCGUGCGUGUCUUGUCAUAUCCAUAAACAGAGAAAAGUAGCUUCCAAUUGUAGCCUCAUACCCAGUCCCCGACACUGACUUUCUUGAAUGUACUGUUUCUGUCAGCUUUACCUUUUAUUCCCUUAUAUAUAUAUAUACACACACAUACAUACAUACACACACACACACACACACACACACACACACACACACAGUAUCUCCCAAAAGUGAAUACACCCCUCACAUUUUUGUAAAUAUUUGAUUAUAUCUUUUCAUGUGACAACACUGAAGAAAUGACACUUUGCUACAAUGUAAAGUAGUGAGUGUACAGCUUGUGUAACAGUGUAAAUUUGCUGUCCCCUCAAAAUAACUCAACACACAGCCAUUAAUGUCUAAACCGCUGGUUUAAUUAAUGUCUAAACCAUAUAUUAUUUUUUUAUCUUAUUUAUUUAGUUUAUAUUAUGUACAAGUACUUAUGCAUUAUUUUUUAUGGAUUCACAAAAAGCACCAAAUUAAACUACAGUCCUAAAUUAAUAAUAUAUAUUCUUGUGUGUGUUGGGUUCUUUUCUGUUUUGGACAAACAGUUGUGUAAAUUUUUAGUCUGCAUUUAUAUUUGUAACACUCAGUUUGUGGAUUUUAUGUUAAAUAAACUAACAAACAAAAAAAAGGUACUGAACAUUGCUAUCUGAUUAAUCGACUAAUCGAAGAAGAAGAGAAUAAUAAUCGGCCAACUAAUCGAUUAUGAAAAUA
Ictalurus furcatus (blue catfish) is the source of this 3904-nucleotide messenger RNA. Its product is annotated as paramyosin-like. The record is from RefSeq and is a predicted model, not a curated record. Gene Ontology annotation, biological process: regulation of transcription by RNA polymerase II. Bases 50 to 2617 code for a protein of 855 amino acids. Gene Ontology annotation, molecular function: RNA polymerase II cis-regulatory region sequence-specific DNA binding; DNA-binding transcription factor activity, RNA polymerase II-specific. The transcript has 21 exons. NCBI's taxonomy places the organism in Eukaryota, Metazoa, Chordata, Actinopteri, Siluriformes, Ictaluridae.